Molecule: messenger RNA, 261 nt
Organism: Triticum turgidum subsp. durum (durum wheat)
Lineage: Eukaryota; Viridiplantae; Streptophyta; Magnoliopsida; Poales; Poaceae
Source: the annotation of a GenBank genome assembly
AUGCCAGACUGGCUACCUACGAGUGUGGGCUCAUUGGCCUCAUGCACGCCAUUUGACAUUGAAGAUCAUAUUAUGGGGUUGUGCUUUCUGUGUGCGGACAGACCACUACAGUUUCAACGCUUGUCCACUAUCCCUCAACACCACUGGGUCAGCAAGCUUUCUGAUUAUGAUUUUUCCAUUGAGUUCCUCCUGGGCAAGCUAAACAUUGUGGCUGAUGCCUUGUUUCGUCGGGACUCUCGGGAGGAAGACAGGGACUGCUGA